AAAAGUCAUUUAAAAAAGAAGAAAAUAAGAAAAUUAUAAGUCGAAUAAAAUUAAAAAAAAGCGGAAAAUUUUGUAAUAAAAUUGAAAUAAUCGAUUUUGUGAUUAAAAGUUCUGGCCGGAUUAAUGUCUCUUUGUAUGUGUUUAGUGCUUAUAACCAGCAAUUAUUGGAUUAUACCUUAAAACCCUCAAAAAGUUGAUUAUAUACAAACUGUGUAUAUUGAACGCGUACAGUUACAUCUUUUGGAUAUUUUUAAGGGAAAUAUCUUUUUAGUAAUAACAACAGCAACAAAAAUUACUUGAACAUGUCAUCUGCCAUGGAUAACAAUUUACCAACGAAUGUUGCUGCAAAUGGUACAAAUCAUAGUUCACACAAUAACACUGAAAGUAACAGUGCAAAACUUAAAUCGGCACAAAAUAGCAGUAGCAGUGAAGUGGGCAGCGCCGAGAAACUUUCACCCGAUAACGAUAUUUUCAUAAAUCCCGCCGAUGGUUUGUCCAGUCAACAUCCGUCAUUGCCGCCAGAAUGCGAUGUUGAAAGCGAAAAUGAACCCGAAGUUGAUCGUGACUCCUUUGACGAUUUGCCAACAUCCAUUAUAGUGACAAAUAUCCAUUCAGAGGUGUUCGCCGAUCCUCAGUUAAAACAGGAAAUGGAAGAUUUAUUUCGGACAUUUAGUGAAUCGGCCACAUUUCAAUGGCUGCGCAGUUUUAGGCGAUUGCGCGUCAAUUAUGACAGCGCCUUGGCAGCGGCGAAUGCGCGCAUCAAACUGCAUCAGUAUGAAUUCAAUAAGAAAACAGUAAUUACUUGUUAUUUCGCUCAGCCGGUAACGCCAGUCUCGCAAAUAAAUUUGCAACCACCUGCACCCGUUAAACAGUUUCUUAUAUCGCCACCGGCUUCACCGCCCGCUGGUUGGGAGCCACGCGAAGAAGCUGAACCAUUGGUAAAUCAUGAUCUUUUAGCAGCUUUAGCUAGUUUAACGCCGGGCGCAUCACAUGAAUUGCAUCCGCAAAGUGAUGACCAACCCGGUAUUAUUGUGCACACAGCUAAAUUGCCCGAUGAUGGUUCUGGUGUAAUAGCGGGUCCUAAACGUCCCAUUGUUCAUACCAAAUGUCCAGAAAGAGCAUAAAAAUUGAGCUUGAUUUUCUACUAAGGAUCGCUGAUAGUUUAAGGAUUAGUUAAAGUGUGAGUUGAAGUUGUUCGAAAAAAAAAAAAAAAUAAUAUAAUGUUUAUAUAAAAAAUAAAAGAAAAAGUUUUUCUUUUUCUUCUUUUUGUUUGUUGCUGUGAAUAUUAAGCUCCUUUAAGUUUAGUUGAAAGAGAGAAAUAUGUGUAAAAAAAAACAAAAAAAAAAAAAA
This is a messenger RNA of Glossina fuscipes, 1350 nucleotides long. It is a transcript of the gene sra, whose product is annotated as protein sarah. Gene Ontology annotation, molecular function: calcium-dependent protein serine/threonine phosphatase regulator activity; nucleic acid binding. Gene Ontology annotation, biological process: calcium-mediated signaling. Gene Ontology annotation, cellular component: nucleus; cytoplasm. The transcript has 2 exons. The record is from RefSeq and is a predicted model, not a curated record. Lineage: Eukaryota; Metazoa; Arthropoda; Insecta; Diptera; Glossinidae. Bases 303 to 1124 code for a protein of 273 amino acids.